AUCUCGGCCAAAAUUCACAUUUUCUGUGCAAUACUAAUUUAUCAAAAUGUUAUUCGUCAUUAAUCAUUCAAAGCUACAUCUCUAUUCAUCUCUUGUUUUUGUUAUCUUUAGUUCAAGGUUUAUCAUUAGUGAACCAACUUAUGUUACUUCUGAAUGCUUUGACGACAAAUUCACCCUCGAAGCCUCAUUUUCGAGCAACCUCAACAAGUUGUUAUCUUCGCUGCCAGAAAUUGCAGGCCAAAGCAUCAAUAAUGGAUACAAUGCCACAAAUUCGGCAGACUUGGCUGCAAUUGAUUCGGAGAAAGUCUAUGUCCUAUUCCUAUGUCAAGGUGAUGCAACUUCUGAUGAUUGUAAAGGCUGCGUGUCUGAUGCAGCUGAUAAAAUUCAGAGCCAGUGUCCGAAUGCCAAAAGAGCGGUAAUUUGGUAUGAUACAUGCAUGGUUCGGUACUCCAACACGUCUUUUCUUGGGGAUGUGGAUGAGAAUAUUCAACUUGGUUUGGCAAACACCGAAUACUUCGGGACUGAUGUUAACAAGUUCAUGAAUUUGACGGGUAAUACCUUGUACGAUUUAGCUUCUAAACUGGGCAAAUCCGAGGAUAAUCCUAGGUUGUUAGGGGUAGGAGACAGGAAAUACUACUUAACUAAAGGUGAUGUUGUUUUUAAUAGUUUGAUAAAAUUAUAUACUAGAGCUCAAUGCACGCCUGACCUUACUGCAAUGAACUGUCAGAAGUGUCUUACCAUUAUGCUUACUAAGAUGGCCACUUAUUGUAAUGGGAGCAAGGGUUGUCAGAUGAUGAAUCCUAGCUGCAAUACACGGUACGAGGUCUAUCGAUUUUAUAAGGAUAUAGCCUCACCAGUGUCACCACCACCUGUUGCGGCAUUGUCACCACCGCCAAGGACAACACCGCCACCUCCUGUGAAGGAAAAAAGUCAGACAGGUCGAUCGAUUAUUGUAAAUUUUACACUUGGCAUUCUAGUGCUGAUCUUGGUCGUUUUAGUCACUGUACUCACCUAUCUUCAGUGUAAGAAAAGAAAGGAGAAUAAUGAUGCCGAAAGCAUCAGAAAUAAUAACAGCCAGAGAAGUCGUGCUCCAAAUUUCUAUAAUGUUGGUGAAGAUAAUUUCAUGACCGCAGAGUCUCUGCAACAUGAUUUUGCAACACUCAAAUUUGCAACCAAUAAUUUUUCUGACGUUAACAAGCUUGGUGAAGGAGGAUUUGGCAUUGUUUACAAGGGAACCCUACCAAAUGGACGAGAAGUAGCAGUCAAGAGGCUAUCUACAGGUUCUCAUCAAGGCGAAGAGCAAUUUAAGAAUGAGGUCGUGUUUGUUGCAAAGCUACAACACAAAAAUCUUGUUCAGCUACUCGGAUUCUGUUUAACAGCUAAUGAAAAGCUGCUUGUCUAUGAAUUUGUCCGCAACACAAGCCUUGACGUGAUUUUAUUUGAUCCUGAAAGACAAGGGCUACUAGAUUGGUCUGCACGCUAUAGAAUUAUACAUGGCAUUGCUCGUGGAAUACUCUAUCUCCAUGAAGAUUCUCGCCUUAAAAUUGUUCAUCGUGAUCUAAAAGCCAGUAACAUAUUAUUAGAUUCUAAUAUGAAUCCAAAAAUCUCUGACUUUGGUUUAGCAAGAAACUUUGCAGUGAAUCAGGAACAGGAUCAGACGAACAGAGUAGCUGGAACAUUCGGUUACAUGGCUCCAGAAUACAUUGAAUACGGCGAGAUCUCCACCAAGUCGGAUGUAUACAGUUUUGGUGUAUUGGUUUUGGAGAUCAUAACUGGCAAGAAAAUUAGCAAUCGCCAAACAACACUUGCUGAAAAUCUCCUAACAUAUGUUUGGAGGCACUGGAGAGAAUUAACGCCGUUGGAAGCUGUAGAUGCUUCUCUAGGAGAUUCAUAUUCAAGCAGUGAAGUCGUUCGAUGUUUGCACCUUGGCUUAUUGUGUGUUCAAGGAGAUGUAGAGGAAAGACCAUGUAUGUUAUCUAUAGUGUCUUGUCUUAACAGUAACUCUGAUCUUCCAAUGCCGCAACAACCAGCAGCAUUCACGAGUAGUGUUCGAAAGGGGCCAAACUCAGGAACCAGAGAGCUGACUGAUAGAUCUACUAAAUCUGGAUCCAGCUCUCGAACCAGUGGGCAACAAUCUGAUAAAUGUAUAAGCAGAUCAAUUGAUUCAUUCUCUGGGAUUGAAUUUUCAAGUAAUUAAUGGAACAAUUUAAAAUGUGAAAAACAAAGAAUUGGAGUCUUGUUUAGAGUAAUGCUCAACUCAAAAGUUGUUUAUUUUUACUUAUUACGGAGUAUAAUGUAGUGUAUUUUAUGAACGAUAUUGUAUUUUUGAUGCAGUUAAUGAUUUCCUGAGACUGAAUAUA
This is a messenger RNA of Chenopodium quinoa (quinoa), 2360 nucleotides long. Its product is annotated as putative receptor-like protein kinase At4g00960. The transcript has 8 exons. The record is from RefSeq and is a predicted model, not a curated record. Bases 47 to 2197 code for a protein of 716 amino acids. NCBI's taxonomy places the organism in Eukaryota, Viridiplantae, Streptophyta, Magnoliopsida, Caryophyllales, Amaranthaceae. Gene Ontology annotation, biological process: protein phosphorylation. Gene Ontology annotation, molecular function: ATP binding; protein kinase activity.